Molecule: messenger RNA, 1449 nt
Organism: Peronospora matthiolae
Lineage: Eukaryota; Oomycota; Peronosporomycetes; Peronosporales; Peronosporaceae
Source: the annotation of a GenBank genome assembly
AUGGGCAUUGCUCUCUUGGAAGCCGAGAUGUCCAACUCAAAGGAGUGUCGGUCCUCCUUCCUCACGCGGUCCACGUGCUGCUCAGGCGUGAGCGGUGGCGGCACCGAGUCGACGCUCCUGGACUCGGAGACGUUCAGCGCCACGCGCCUCAGCAGUUUAUACGGCGCCGUGGACCGCUCCAACGGCCAACGCCUGACGAUUCUCGAGGAAGAUCUCGUGACAGCAGACGAGGAGCUGUCACAGACGCAAUUGCAGCAGAAGCUCUUUGAGCUGCACCAAGUGCAAGUGCUCAAGCAAGUGCCACUCCCCAACUGGAUGAAGAUCUUCGUCCCGCGUGUCGUGCGCCUGCAGACGGGCGCUCUGCCGUACAUGGAGUACGCGCGCUCGGUAAAGAGCGAGGUGCGGCAACGCCAGAUGCUGGACGUGUGGACGCGCGUGGAUCGUCUGCCCCGGAACAAGCUGUCAAUUGACUUUCGCAAGCCAGCAGAAGGCGAGAGCGUGGCGUCGUGGCCGAGUGCCGUGGCUUCGACCAGCACGAACGACAAGGUGUCGUUGGACAAGUGGAUCCUCAAGUUUGAGACGAAAGAGGAGCGGGACGAGUGGGCCAAGUUGGUACAAGAUGCGAUCGAGCUGCUGGACUGGAUCUCCAAGUUUACGCUUGGUGGUGUCAUUAUGGAGACGGACACCUCGUCGGUGGUCGAGUGCUCGGUGUGGACGGAUCGCAGCCGUCCGUCGUACGUGAUGAAAUUGAUGCGAGCUGCGUCGACGAAACAGAGUCACUUGGCUCGCAGUGAGAUUGAAAUCCAUCGAUUGCUGACCAAUGGAUCGACCCAUCCGAACAUUGUGGCGCUGCAUGACUCGUUCCGACAGAAGGAAAAGGCGUACUUUGUCUUGGAAAACUGUGUUGGCGGCGACCUCUUUGACUUUAUUAAUGAGAACGGUGGCAUGGACGAGCGUGAUGCCAAGGUGCUGUUUCGUCACAUUGCGAGUGCUAUCGACCACUGCCACGACCAGGGCGUCGUGCACCUCGACAUUAAGCCGGAGAACCUCUUUUUCAAGGCAUCAGCUACUCAGCUAGAGACUAUCAAGCUCGGAGACUUUGGCUCGGCUGUGCUUCUCGAAAAGAACGAGUCGAAGAAGGCUACUAGUUGCACGGUUGGUUAUGCUGCACCAGAGGUGCUCCAGCACGGCGAGAUUUCGACCGCCGCUGACGUGUUUAGCGCGGGGGCCGUGCUGUACACACUACUCUGUGGCUACUCUCCGUUCAGCGCACCAUCUGAAGAUGAAAUGUUGGAGCGGACUUUUUCAGGUGACGUUGUCUUUGACGAGCUGGAAUGGUGGCGGAUUGGCAAGGAAGUCAAGGUGCUAGUACAGCAGAUGAUGCAUCAGGACGCCAAGCAGCGCCCGAGCAUGGAGGAAGUGCUGGCACACGCCUGGUUAAGCUGGUAA